GACAAAUCUUCGUGCAUGCACACUGCGACCAAACACGCCGCCUCGGUCGUCGCCAUCAUUCUACUCGCAUACACUGUCAUCCAUCAUCGUUGCCACCACUCUGAUCGUCACCCCGACCGACCGACCCUCCUGUCGCCCCCUCCACACCGACCUCGGCCUGGGUGCGGCCAAUGACGACGCAAUAGGGCCAAAUCCGACAGAGACGAUUUUGCGGCCUACGCGGUUCCUCUGAGGCCAACCCAUUCCAUCCCAACCCACCAACCCACCGAAGGGAAGGGCCAAGCAUCACUCGUCCUACGCAGCACCACCACCCACCACUGCCUCGUCGUGCAUUGCAAUCCAUCUCUUCCUUCUCUCUCUCGCACCCACCCCGCUUUCCCUUUCGACGACCCUCGACGGUGACUCUGCGCGCGCUCCCCCUAGCAGCAGCAGCAAGCAGCAGCACCCGCGCGCGCGCCCACCCACGCCCAGUGGCAAGCAGCGACCCCGCUCCACCACUCUUGCUGCACGCACGCAUCGGCCUCGGCCACCCCUUCAACAACGCGCGCACAGUGACACCCGUGGGACGACCCGCAACCACCCAACAUUUCUUCCCAACUCCCCCAACAUCAACCACCACCAGCCCAAGCCAUGCCGGGCUCAACAUCGGGGGCACCUCUGGUAGCCCGCCGUAGACGGCACAAGAAGGACUCGUGGUGGUCGCGCAACGUCUCCAAGCCGAUGGAAAAGCUCAAUCCCACGAGAUUGUUCAACCGCAAGCGGCCACUCGGCGAACAGCGUACCCUCUACUUCAACGAGCCCCUCCCCGCAGACUUCUUUGACAAGAAGGGGCGCGUCCUCAAGAACAGGCAAUUCUGCACAAACCAGGUCGUGACUUCCAAGUACACAAUCAUCACGUUCCUGCCCCGCAAUCUGUUGGAGCAGUUUCGACGCGUCGCAAACAUCUUCUUCCUCGCAAUCAACAUUCUCCAGUUCUUCCCCAAGUUUGCAACAAUCUCGCCCGGUCUCGUCAUCCUCCCCCUCAUCGUCGUUCUCGGUAUCACUGCCAUCAAGGACGGCUACGAGGACUUUAAGAGGCACCAGGCAGACCACCAUAUCAACCACUCGAUUGUCCACGUUCUUGGCGGCGAAGGCUACGAGAAUGUCAACCCCGCCGGCUCCAAGGAGAAGACGUUUGUCAAGGGCAUUCCGAUGCCUGGACGACGCAGCAAAAAGAACAAAGCCAAGGACGAGGACGGCAAGGACGACGCAUCCACUUCGGAAACCAGACGCCCUGAGAACCUGCAGCGUCUCCGCUCCCAGGUCUCCAACUGGGACGAGGACGACGAGGCCGCCGACUCUCCAAACGAACUCGGCUGGCACCGCACCAUCUGGGAAGACGUCAAGGUUGGCGACUUUGUCAAGAUUUACGACCACGAGCAGAUUCCAGCGGAUAUCAUCAUCUGUGCAACAUCCGAAGAGGAGGAUAUUUGUUACAUUGAGACCAAGAACCUCGACGGCGAGACCAACCUCAAGUCGAGGCAUGGUGUUACCGGCCUCUCAUUCCUCGACUCGGCAAGCGCCUGCGCCAACGCCAAGAUGCGUGUCGAGCUCGACGCCCCAGAGGUCAACAUGUACCGCUUGAACGGCAGCGUCACCCUCCAGUCUGAAGUCGGCCAGGAGCACGAGAUCCACCCCAUCACCCUCGACACCACUCUUCUUCGUGGCUGUGUUCUCCGCAACACGGCUUGGGUCGUUGGUUUCGUCGCCUACACUGGUACCGACUCGAAGAUUGUCCAGAACUCGGGCCUCGCUCCCAGCAAGCGCUCAAAAGUCGAGCGUCAGAUGAACCCCCAGGUCCUCUUCAACCUCGCCAUCCUCGGCGUCAUUGCUAUGGUCUGUGCCAUCAUUGACCACUUCAACGAGAAGCGCUGGGACACGCAGGAAGCCUACUGGGCGAUCUACUACAGGCCGGGUGACAACCCGGAUAUCAACGGUCUGAUCACCUUCUUCAACGCCCUCAUCACGUUCCAGAACAUCAUCCCCAUUUCGCUCUACAUCUCUAUCGAGUUUGUGCGUACCAUCCAGGCCCUCUUCAUCUUCUGGGACCACGACAUCCGCUACUUCAAGAACGGCACAAAGUACCGCACCCUCGCACGCACCUGGAACUUGUCCGACGACCUCGGUCAGAUCGAGUACAUCUUCUCCGACAAGACUGGAACCUUGACGCAGAACGUCAUGAUUUUCCGUCAGUGCUCGGUCGGUGGCAAGAUCUACUACGGCGAGGCACCCCCUCCCAGGCCCUCCAUGGACCCCAAGCGCCUCUACGAGCUCAAGAAGACUGUCAGCGGAUCGGACAACUCGGGUGACGACGAGCUCAAGAAGAAGGCCGACGCCGAGCGCGAAAUCCCUCCGUUCCACGACUCUGAACUUGACCACGACCUCGCCGACCACGACUCUGAGCAGUCGCGUCUCCUGCACGGUUUCUUCGCCGUCCUCGGCCUGUGCCACACGGCUCUGACUGGUGAGAACGAGGAUGGUACCAUCGAAUACAAGUCGCAGUCGCCCGACGAGACCGCUCUUGUUCAGGCCGCCGCCGACGUCGGCUUCGUCUUCCUCGGUCGCGACAAGAACCUUCUCAAGCUCAAGACUCCCUUCUCUGACGAGCCCGACGAGUACGAGCUGCUCAACGUUCUCGAGUUCAACUCUGCUCGUAAGCGCAUGUCGGUCGUUGUUAAGAAGCUCGACGAGCACGGCAGAAUCUUCCUUCUCACCAAGGGUGCCGACAAUGUCAUCUUUGAGCGUCUCAGCAAGGAGGUCGGCCAGGACAAGAUCCGCGCUCAGACCGACAAGGACCUCCAGACGUUUGCCAACGAGGGUCUCCGUACUCUUUGUCUCGCUUACCGUGUUCUCGACAACGCAGAGUACGAGGAGUUUGCGCAGGACUACCACGAGGCCGAGGUUUCCCUUCACGACCGUGAGAACAAGAUCGACGAGGUCUCCGCCCGUCUCGAGAAGGACCUCACUCUUCUCGGCUCCACCGCUAUCGAGGACAAGCUCCAGGACGGUGUCCCCGAGACCAUUGCCGACCUCAAGCGCGCCGGUAUCAAGGUCUGGGUCGCCACUGGUGACAAGCUCGAGACUGCCGUUGCCAUUGGUUACACCACCAACCUCCUCACUGCCGACUCAAACUUGAUCAUUGUUCGCGACGGCAAUCACACAAUUUACGACCAGCUCCGUGGUGCCCUCGAGGGCUUCUUUGGUGACGACUCACUCACUCGCCAGCCCACCCAUUCCCUCGGCCAGACCUUCACUCGUCAGUCGACUCAGCUCCAGCGUGUCAACACUGGCGCCGCGUCGCUUGUUGGUGAAGACAAUGGACACCGCCCCGGAGGCUUCUCGCUCGUCAUUGACGGCAGCGCUCUCGCCCAGUGCUUUGACGACGAGGACAUAGCCGACCUCCUGCUUGCGCUUGCUGUCAAGUGCAACACUGUCAUCUGUUGCCGUGUCUCGCCCCUUCAGAAGGCCCAGAUUGUCAGCCUCAUCAAGGACAACCUCGGUGUCAUGACCCUUGCCAUCGGUGACGGUGCCAACGACGUGAGCAUGAUCCAGACUGCGCACGUCGGUGUCGGCAUCUCGGGUGAGGAGGGUCUCCAGGCCGUCAACUCGUCCGACUUUGCGAUUGCCCAGUUCCGCUUCCUCAAGCGCCUCUUGCUCGUCCACGGCCACUGGUCGUACUUCCGAAACGCUUCGAUGAUCUGCAACUUCUUCUACAAGAACAUUGUCGGUAUGGGCGUUCUCUUCUGGUACAUGAUCUACUGUGGUUGGUCGACCACGUACGUCUACGCCUACGUCUACCUCCUCUUCUGGAACGUCUUCUGGACGAUCGCUCCCGUCAUCGGCAUUGGUGUCUUCGAGCGCAACAUCGACGACGACAUUCUCAUGGCCCUGCCCGAGCUCUACCGUUACAGCCGCAGCGGCAAGUACUACAACUGGCCUCGCUUCCUCUACUACAUGUUUGAGGGUGUCUACCAGACAGCCGUUGUCUACUUCAUCCUCUGCUACGCCUACGAGGCUACCACCACUCGCGGUGACGGCUACGACGUUGUCCAGUACGAAAUGUCGACUACCAUGGCCGUCGGUGCCGUCAUGAUUGCAAACCUGUUCUCGGGUCUCAACAUUGACGCCUGGUCGUGGUGGGUUGUGUUUGGUGUCUGGAUCGGCCCCGUUCUCAUUUGGCUCUUCACCGCCAUCUACUCGGUCAUCCCGCCCAGCUCGUUCUACACUGGUGUCUACGGUAACGACGUCUUCCUUUUCCGCUCCGCCGCGUUCUGGUUUGGAUGGCCCUUCGUCAUCGUCUUCUCGCUCAUGCCCCGCUACCUUAUCAAGUACGCCAAGCAGAACAUCUUCCCCAACGACAUUGAUAUCAUGCGCCUCGUCCGCAAGUACCACCCCGAAGCCAACCCCUUCACCGACCCCAUGCUUGGUGGCAAGCUCAAUGUUGACCGCGGAGAGGAGAGCCCCUUCAUUGUUGGCAACAGCAGCCGUCCUACGACCCCUGUCCAGGUCGACAAGAAUGACAAGAACAACAUCGCUCUGCAAAACUUCUCGUCCCCUGGCGGCGACCGUCCUACUGCUAUGCGUCCCAGCUUUGACAACGGCCGUCCCAGCUAUGACUCGCGCAACAGCUUUGAGAGCGCCCGCCGUCCAAGCAUGCAGAGCAAUAGGUACGGUAGCAACCGCCAAGCCCGAGGCUCGGCCCAUGACAUGUCGACGGGUCUUACGCGUGAAGCGUCGCGCGGUUUCGACUUUACGAUGGAGGAGGGCGGUGUCGCGGUUCACCGCAUGCAGUCGCGCCUCUCCGAGGCGUCGGCCCACCGCCGCAAAUACACGCUUCGCCGGUUAGGCAUGCAGAACCGCGCCAAGGAGGCUGCCGAUCGUGAGGCGACGGCACCCGGCUCGCCUUCCAACAACCCCUUCGCCCGUGUCAUUCGUGAGCGUGCCGGCUCGAUCUUGAGAUCCGGCCGCAACCGAUCAAGCACGGUCAACACGCGCAACUCGAGAGCGCCGAGUGAAGGACUGUCAGAUCACACGCCUACAUCUCCUCACCUUCAUCCCCAGCACCACCCAUAGCAAUAAUCGUGUGAAUAGGGCGAUGGGCCGUGGCUGUAGAACCCGCAUCUGCUUGCUGUACCAGUACCGUUAUUCUACUUCAGAUCGAUGAUACAAUAGACAUGC
Vanrija pseudolonga is the source of this 5217-nucleotide messenger RNA. It is a transcript of the gene SPAC24B11.12c, whose product is annotated as Putative phospholipid-transporting ATPase. Gene Ontology annotation, molecular function: ATPase-coupled intramembrane lipid carrier activity; magnesium ion binding; ATP binding. The record is from RefSeq and is a predicted model, not a curated record. NCBI's taxonomy places the organism in Eukaryota, Fungi, Basidiomycota, Tremellomycetes, Trichosporonales, Trichosporonaceae. Bases 631 to 5112 code for a protein of 1493 amino acids. Gene Ontology annotation, cellular component: plasma membrane; trans-Golgi network. The transcript has 2 exons. Gene Ontology annotation, biological process: phospholipid translocation.